AUGAAGCGGUCGCAGGAUCUCUCGUCUCUUGUGGCGGAUCCUGAACAAUCCACUUCGUCUCCAGCUCAGAAGAAGUUCAAGGCCGCGGCUAGAGUCUCGCCAGGGAUCGACAUGCCAGACGGAGAACCCGAACAGUCUCUCGACGACGGUGACGAAAACAACUGGACGAAAAUUGAAAGGCGCAAGUCCAGGAAAGCGAAGAAGGCGGAAGCAAAACUUGAUGCGAGCCCACCCAGAUUCAUGUAUUCAAAGGGGGAGAUCUUGAAGAGAAGGGAUGCAGUGGGCAUCAAUGACAUCCGAGAUUUGGUCCUCCAUCUAUCUACCGAUGCUCCACCUCCAGGUUGGGUCAGAGUUGAGAAUCCACGCUCAGUGCAAAAAGUGGUUGCGCUUUUGAUCCCAGGGAUCACGCCAGACAUCAUAUCUUUACCUCCUCUUCCUACUUCCGCCACAGCUAACCCUAACCUCCCGCUGCCCAUCCCAUUACCAGAUGAUUCCCCUGCAGAAGGCUCAUCGCGUGGGCUUUCGUUCAUUGGGCGAACAUUCAGUCAUGCAUGUCCCACUCGAGCACCGGGCGAUCAAACGCGAAUGCAUUCAGUCUUGAACAGCUUUUUCCAAGGCCCAAUUACUGGAGAGGAAAAGAAAAGACGGUUGAUAGAACGAGUGACCUCAGAACGUGCGUGGGAGAAGACGCCGAUGCGUUACGUGCUUACCACGGAGCAAAUGCUAGAAAAUGACUACCCCUUGCCAUCAUAUAUCGCUGAGGUUUUCGAGAAGCCACUGGGAUGGGUAGAGACCCCUGCUCCCGACACUUCUACUGAAUUGGCAGGCAAUAUGCCACGAAUAUUUGCAAUGGAUUGUGAGAUGUGUAUGACAGAGGACGGAAAGGAACUUACACGAGUGUGCUUGAUUGACUAUGUAUCGGGUAUUGUUGUGUACGAUCAACUAGUCAAACCACUCAAACCUGUUUUGGAUUACCUCACAAGGUGGUCAGGUAUCACCGCUGAAACACUAAAUCCCGUUACCACAACAUUUGCCGAAGUGCAAAAGCACGUCCUAUCCCUUCUUUCCGUGACACCUACACCAGUUCUUCUCGGGCAUUCGCUAGAAUCCGACUUGAAAGCUCUGAAGAUCUGCCAUCCUCAGUGUAUCGAUACUGCUGUGAUCUACCAUCAUCCACGGGGCAAGCCACUCAAGCCGGGCCUCGCAUGGCUCACGAAGAAAUGGUGUGGGAGAGAGAUCCAAAAUCGUGGCGAGGGCGGACAUGAUCCCGAGGAGGAUGCACGGGCUUGCAUGGAUCUGUUGAAGAAAAAGCUUCAGAACGGUCCCGGCUUCGGCGAGUUCAAAAUCGAUAUGGAGUCAAUCUUCGAGCGGAUGUCGCGGUCGCGGUCAGGCGCCCCCGCUACCGCGGUUGUUGAUCACGGUAACCCGGCUGCUUGGCAUGGCUCUAAAGCGACUACCACGAUCGGUUGCAUGACAGAUGACGAAGUGCUUGAAGGGCUUUUAGGAGCGAUGCCAUCCCAUAGUUUCUCAUUCGCCCGCUUCACGGGCCUAGCAAACGCCUUGGGAUGGAUUACAAACAAAACCAACGGUGAUCUCAUCCCGGACGCCCCCGCACCAGCUGGGCCAUCACCGGCCGACGUCACCGAGGCGCUAGUCACUCUAGAUACACAGCUGAAGCUGCUGUAUGCUGCGCUGCCUCCGCGGACGGCGCUGAUUAUCUUUACGGGGCACUCGGACCCGCGCCGAAUGGCCGAGCUCAACGCACGUAAGACAGCGUUUGAGGGCGCGCUUAGGCAAGGAAAGACCCUGGAGGAGCUUCCCAAGGAGCAAUGGUGGACGAAUGCAGACGGGCGUACGCUGGAAGAGGAGGUUGAGAGGGCGAAGCGGGGAUUACUGUUCUUGGGCGUGAAAAAUGGGUCUUAG
Fibroporia radiculosa is the source of this 1923-nucleotide messenger RNA. RefSeq lists its product as uncharacterized. The coding region runs from base 1 to 1923 and encodes 640 amino acids. NCBI's taxonomy places the organism in Eukaryota, Fungi, Basidiomycota, Agaricomycetes, Polyporales, Fibroporiaceae. Gene Ontology annotation, cellular component: nucleus. The record is from RefSeq and is a predicted model, not a curated record. The transcript is spliced from 9 exons. Gene Ontology annotation, molecular function: exonuclease activity; nucleic acid binding.